Messenger RNA from Cyclocybe aegerita, 447 nucleotides. The record is from the annotation of a GenBank genome assembly. Lineage: Eukaryota; Fungi; Basidiomycota; Agaricomycetes; Agaricales; Hemipholiotaceae.
AUGUCCCUCGACAACGAUCCUUUCUAUCUGAGAUACUACACAGGACACUCUGGCAAGCACGGGCACGAGUUCCUCGAAUUCGAGUACUCGCAUGGUCGUCUGCGCUACGCCAACAACUCGAACUACCGAAAUGAUAGUUUGAUUCGGAAAGAGAUGUGGGUCGGGCCUCUCGUGGUCAAGGAGCUUAAGCGCAUCGUGGAGGCCAGUGAGAUCACCAAAGAGGACGACACGAACUGGCCAAAGAAGAACAUCGUUGGAAAGCAGGAACUCGAAAUCAAAAUUGGGAACGAUCACAUCGCAUUCGAGACCGCCAAAAUCGGGUCCCUCGUUGACAUCCAAGACAGCGAGGAUCCCGAAGGCCUCCGCAUCUUCUACUACCUCGUCCAAGAUCUGAGAUGCUUGAUCUUCUCCUUGAUUUCUCUCCACUUCAAGAUCAAGCCUAUUUAA